AUGGCAACCGAGGCCCGCGAUGCCGCCAUCCGAGAUGCGAAGCGCUAUGUUCGCGAGAUCGUCCGAAACGAUUGGGUCUUUGAACUCUCCUCCGAGCCUGGCGUUCCUUCAUUCUCAUCUCCUCCCACCCCCGACCAAGAUGUCCUACGUUGGCGUCAACGCGAAUAUGACAGCUCCGGCUCCGAGCUAGAACCUCAGCCUUCGCCCGCCAUCAGCCCUGUUGGUGGUCACAAUGCCUCCGAGCUCGCCAGCCCGCUCGGAACCCCGCUCAGUGACGACUCCGAGCGGAGGCGCAAACGGCGCCGCCAGAUGGAGGAGGAAAUGCAAUGGAACGCAGGCCUCCGGACAUGGGUAGAGCGUCGGGAUGCGUGGUCUGGAGCUCUCUCAAGGGACGCGAUUCGAGCAAGAGAAGCAAGGACCCAGCAGGCUGCUACACCUACGACAUCAUCCUCGGAACAACAACCUCCACAUAAUGCGUCCGUGCCUGCUGCUACUACCGUGGCCACCCCUCCCCUCUCCGCUUCGUCGGCCAAUUCCCAAAACGAUCUCGCCCUGCGAACUGAAGCUUCUCUCAGCAUCGCCGAAAAUGACAGCGCGCUCCCACGGCCGCCAUCUCGCGGCGAAGAACCCUCCACGGCAGCAGAACAACCACCCCCGCCUCCCCCCGCAGGGGAGGACGAGAACCAGGGUGGAGAGUCUUCUUCCUCCGCAGAUACCGGGUUGAGUCAACCUGACUCCGCGCAUCAGCAAUCAACCAGCGAAGACCCUUUCAUCCCUGUCGUCUCGUCCCUCAUCUCCAAUGACAACCCCAUCCGCGCCUCCAUCACCCCAGCGAUGUACCCAUCCAUCUACUCCAAAGUCGUCAUCCAAGGUCUCACUCCCACUGUGCCAAUCAACCUAGCAGAUAUUACCAAGGCUAUGGUUCAAGGCUGGAAAUCGGACGGCCAAUGGCCCCCGAAACCCUCCUCGAUCGUGCUCCAAGACACCGCGACAGUGCGGCCCAAACCCGAGGAACCUGCAGAUAAGCCGCCGUCGUCACCCGAGUCCAAACGGCGCUCGGGUGUAGCCAGCGCCGUGCGCAAGGUCUUCCACUUCUCAGGCUUCCAUCCGCAUCAUCCAUUCCACCGGAGAGGAUCAAGCAGUCAGCAGAAUGAAGGGAAUCCUGAAGGAGGUGUGAACCAAUAG
Messenger RNA from Aspergillus neoniger CBS 115656, 1185 nucleotides. Its product is annotated as mitochondrial AAA ATPase. The transcript has a single exon. Bases 1 to 1185 code for a protein of 394 amino acids. The record is from RefSeq and is a predicted model, not a curated record. Lineage: Eukaryota; Fungi; Ascomycota; Eurotiomycetes; Eurotiales; Aspergillaceae.